Molecule: messenger RNA, 2367 nt
Organism: Sinocyclocheilus rhinocerous
Lineage: Eukaryota; Metazoa; Chordata; Actinopteri; Cypriniformes; Cyprinidae
Product: testis development-related protein-like
Exons: 5
Coding region: 330-1001 (223 amino acids)
Biological process (GO): spermatogenesis
Cellular component (GO): nucleus; cytosol
Source: RefSeq, a predicted model, not a curated record
UAAGACCUCCUGUCCGGGUGGGAGGGUCCGAGGGGCGAACGCCACGCCCAUGUUGCCAUGACAACCAGCUGAUCAGCUGCAAUCUGAUCUACGAUGGGAGGAGCGGCGGUGCAGGUGCUCCAGCCAACCGUGUGCUCAGACGUUCAUCAGAGGAAGACAAGUGGGCUGGAGGAAAGUGUGCGUGUGGGGGUAUAGCGAUCACAGACGGGUUAUUGUUGUGAUUUAACCGCUGCCUCCUCGCGAUCUCCUCACCAAGAGUCUUCACUCGCAUCCCAUGGACUGGGAAAAUCCCGUGCUUCUGAGAUACAGCUGAACUCCGUGCGCGCAUAAUGUUCAAGAAAAGCAAGAGCAAAGUUCUGGUGGAUGAAGCGUCAGAGGAGGACGACGUGUCGUGGCAUCACGGGCACGCGAGGAAGGAUAAAGACUCAGAGGGAACAGAGGAAGUUCUGAGCCCCUCAACAAAGGAUUCAAAGUUAAAGAAGGUAAAAUCAAAGCGAGAAAAAGGAAACAAGAAGUUGUUUCCGUCUCAGGACGAUGAACACAUCUUGCUGACAGGAGUCACUGUCUCUCACAGAAGAGGGUCUGCUAAGAAAAACUGGGAGGACGACAAGAGUAAAGCGCACUCAGAAAAAGACAAAGCGCACUGUCUAUGGGACAGCAUCACCAUGACGAUGAAGCAAAUCACACCUACGAGGAAGAUUGACAAAAUUGAGGGCUGGGAGCCGCCUCAGCUGAACGACGGGGCGGAGGAGGAAAAAAAUGAGCUAGAGAAGAAGAGGAGUGACUCGUCCACGCUGUCACUGUCUCUGCCGCAUUCUCUGGGUUUGCCGUCCUGGGUUGGCUUGGGUUCGGAGGAGGACUCGUCUCGUUACUCUAGUCUGCCUGAAUCACAGACGGGCGGCCCUGCCCAGUGGGCGGCUCGGGCGCGAGAUAAAUUAGCCGCCGUUCGUCGCCGAAGUCCAGCCGGCCUAUCAGAGAGUAACUGGGAGGGGUUAAAAUGAUUUCCAUAUCAAUGUCUAUAAGGAUGGCCGCACCCCCUUGUAUACCAACUCUAAUUGGACAGCCCACUGAUAUAAAGAUGUGAAGAGUAUGACCCUCAGACCAAGAGUGCCUUCUUCCAAUGCCUGUCAACGAUUUAUUGUCACUUUUCCAUUUGAUAUAAAAUGAGCUUCCAACUUUUGAAUGAAGCCUCCUCGUUGAAAUCACUGGAUGUACUCAUAAUAGUUGGUGUCUGACAUCACUGACCAAUCACCAUGGCGUUUUGUAAAUUACUUUAAAAAUCUAAAUGACAUUUAAACUCUCAAAGAGAGAGUUAUCCAAAAAUGAAAAUCUUGUCAUCAUUUAUUCACCCUCAUGUCAUUCCAAACCUGUUUGUUUUUUCUUUCUUUCUUCUGUGGAGCACAAAAGAUUUAGAUUAGCGGAAUAUCCCAAGAACCAUAGACCUAGUCAGGUUAGAACCAUAAACCUCAGUCAGACGCCAUGUUAAAUUUAACGCAGGUGAUAAUGAGGCUGUGAGAGAUAGACUUGCUAUCUUUUCAAUGGUACGUACUGUAUACAGGUCCUAGAUCACAUAAUUUUCACAACUUUCAAAACUGCUUUAUUAAGUUUUUGUCUACUGAAAGCUUUUCCGAAAGACAUUUCGUCAGCUUAACAACCAGCAUGUUUUUAAUCUGAAUGCACUGUACUUCUAUCCCUCACAACCUCGUUUUCAUCCCUGUCCAAAAAUAUGGCGUUACCCUGACCAGGUCUGUCCAUACAAUAGAUAAUAGACAAUAAAGUAUCAUAAAUAUUGUCCAAAUUACUUUAUUAUGAGUGUUUUUAUUUUUCGAUAAAGUUAUGUGAGAAACAGCCUAAGAAUAAGUCGUUGUUUACAGCAAUAAGUCUCCAUUCAUCUGUCUCCAGUCAUUUUAUGAAAAGUCAGUCAUUCUGCUAAACUUCUCUUUUUCACAGAAUAAAAUCAAACAGGUGUGGGAUGGCAUAAGGGUGAAUAAAUGAUGACGGAAGAUCCAUUUUGUAGGUAAACUCCGUCUCUUUAAAUCUACAUUUUAUCAGCGCCGAUUAGUCUGAGUGAGACUCUCAGCCGCCAUAAUCAUUCCUGACGAGAGAUCGAUGCUUUGUAUGUAAUGCUUGAAUCUUCGAUUCAGCUGUGGUUAAUUUAUUCCACUGUAGAUCAAGAGUGAAUGUGAAAUGAUGUAGAAACGCCUUCCACUGAUCAGUGUAGAUUUACAGUCGCUACUGCCUGCUGAUUCACAAUCAUAAUGUACUGUAAUUACUCUAUGCAAUCCUUUCCUUGCUGUAAUCCCAAACUACUUGCUAUAUUGAUCAUGCUAGCAAUAUAUUCAGUGCCACUUUUCAGUCACAAGGAAA